Peromyscus maniculatus bairdii (prairie deer mouse) is the source of this 2323-nucleotide messenger RNA. It is a transcript of the gene Sugp1, whose product is annotated as SURP and G-patch domain containing 1. Gene Ontology annotation, biological process: RNA processing. Gene Ontology annotation, molecular function: RNA binding. The record is from RefSeq and is a predicted model, not a curated record. Gene Ontology annotation, cellular component: nucleoplasm. NCBI's taxonomy places the organism in Eukaryota, Metazoa, Chordata, Mammalia, Rodentia, Cricetidae.
UCUCCUGGGACUUAGAGUGUCUAUUCGCAGUGAGUGCGACUGAGGGAGAGUGUGAGGAGAGGCCGACGCCUCUGCAUCGCCGCAGCGGAGACGGACACACCUUCGGGGGCUGACGCCGGCGUUUCUGUGGAGGAGACUGUGGACGUCCUGGAAGGGGUUGGACGGGAUUGACGGAGGAAGACUACAUUUCCCAUCAGACCAAGCGCACGCCAACGCAGGCUCCCUCCUCCCGGGUGGCGCCGGAGCAUUGUGGGAUUGGAUGAGUCUCAAGAUGGACAACCGGGAUGCUGCAGGAAAGGCUAAUCGGUGGUUUGGGAUGGCACAGCCCAAGUCUGGAAAGAUGAAUAUGAACAUCCUCCACCAGGAAGAGCUCAUCGCUCAGAAGAAGCGAGAGAUCGAAGCCAGAAUGGAACAGAAGGCCAGGCAGAGUCAUGCAGCCAGCCCACAGCCCCCUCAUCCUGGGGAAAUUGCCAAUGCACAUGACUCCUGUAUCUCCAACAAGUUUGCCAAUGAUGGCAGCUUCUUGCAGCAGUUUCUGAAGUUGCAGAAGGCACAGACGAGCACAGAUCCACCCCCCAGUGCCCCUCCCAGCAUGCCAACGCCCAGCACCUUGAAGAGACCCCUCCUACUCAGCAAGCGGACAGGCUUGGGGCUGGGCAGCCCGCUGGGCCCUGUGAAGAACUACUCACAUGCCAAGCAGCUGCCCGUUGCACACCGGCCGAGCGUCUUCCAAUCCCCUGAUGAUGAUGAUGAGGAGGACUAUGAGCAAUGGCUGGAGAUCAAAGUUUCACCCCCAGAGGGAGCCGAGACUCGGAGAGUGAUAGAGAAGCUGGCCCGUUUUGUGGCAGAAGGAGGCCCUGAGCUAGAGAAAGUAGCUAUGGAGGACUACAAGGAUAAUCCUGCCUUCACAUUUUUACAUGAUAAGAAUAGCAGGGAAUUCCUGUACUACAGAAAGAAGGUAGCUGAGAUCAGGAAGGAAGCCCAAAAGCCACAGGCAGCCGCCCAGAAAGUUUCACCCCCAGAGGACGAAGAGGCCAAGAACCUUGCAGAAAAGUUGGCCAGGUUCAUAGCAGACGGGGGUCCUGAGGUGGAGACCAUCGCCCUACAGAAUAACCGCGAGAAUCAGGCCUUCAGUUUUCUCUAUGAUCCCAACAGCCAAGGGUACAGAUACUACCGGCAGAAGCUGGAGGAGUUUCGGAAAGCCAAGGCAGGCUCCACAGGCUCCUUCCCUGCUCCUGCUCCCAACCCCAGCCUGCGGCGCAAGUCAGCCCCUGAAACCUUGUCAGGGGCUGUGCCCCCCAUCACUGCCUGCCCCACUCCAGUGGCCCCAGCACCUGCUGUCAACCCCACUCCGUCCAUCCCUGGAAAGCCCACCACCACGGCCACUGUGAAGAGGAAGCGGAAGAGUCGAUGGGGGCCUGAAGAGGACAAAGUGGAACUGCCACCUGCCGAACUGGCACAGAGGGACAUAGAUGCCUCACCUUCACCUCUCUCAGUUCAGGAUCUCAAGGGGCUUGGUUACGAGAAGGGGAAACCUGUGGGCCUGGUGGGUGUCACAGAGCUGUCUGAUGCACAGAAGAAGCAGCUGAAGGAGCAGCAGGAGAUGCAGCAGAUGUAUGACAUGAUUAUGCAGCACAAGCGCGCAAUGCAGGACAUGCAGCUGCUGUGGGAGAAGGCACUACAGCAACACCAGCAUGGCUACGACAGUGAUGAGGAGGUGGACAGCGAACUGGGCACCUGGGAGCACCAGCUGCGGCGCAUGGAGAUGGACAAGACACGGGAGUGGGCAGAGCAGCUAACACAGAUGGGUCGGGGCAAGCACUUCAUUGGUGACUUCCUGCCCCCUGAUGAGCUGGAGAAGUUCAUGGAGACCUUCAAGGCCCUGAAGGAGGGCCGAGAGCCAGACUACUCGGAGUACAAGGAGUUCAGGCUGACAGUGGAGAACAUCGGCUACCAGAUGCUCAUGAAGAUGGGCUGGAAGGAGGGCGAGGGCCUGGGCACCGAGGGCCAGGGCAUCAAGAACCCAGUGAACAAGGGUGCCACCACAGUCGAUGGAGCCGGCUUUGGAAUUGACCGGCCAGCCGAGCUCUCCAAGGAAGACGAUGAGUAUGAGGCCUUCCGCAAGAGGAUGAUGCUAGCCUACCGGUUCCGGCCCAACCCCCUGAACAACCCCAGGCGGCCCUACUACUGAGUACUCUGGAAACACGAAGUCUUCUUUCAGAUCGGCCGUCCUGGGACUGUGAAAUGUUCUGGAUACAUCUCCGGCCACCCUGUCGUCACAAGUGUUGUGCUGUGUAUUAAAGUCCUAAUGCUCUCCUGCCCA